Messenger RNA from Drosophila ficusphila, 2750 nucleotides. Its product is annotated as xaa-Pro aminopeptidase 2. The transcript has 8 exons. The record is from RefSeq and is a predicted model, not a curated record. NCBI's taxonomy places the organism in Eukaryota, Metazoa, Arthropoda, Insecta, Diptera, Drosophilidae. Gene Ontology annotation, molecular function: metalloaminopeptidase activity. The coding region runs from base 301 to 2409 and encodes 702 amino acids.
UUUGCUUGUUGCUUUACACGCGUGCGGUUCGCUUGGAUUCGCUCCUCCUUCCGUUCGAGAAAAUAAAUAUAAAGAGUGUGUGUGGUGUGCUCGUCUUUGAAACCGCCAAAGCCGUUUGAUUUGUUUACUCGAAAAAAGAACUCACGGAAAGACAACAAUUCGCGAAAGUGCAGAAGGCAGGAAGAGCCAACUCGCAAACACAAACAAUUCCUUUGCGUUUCGGCCAAGUUCCGUCGGUCGGACGGACGGACGGACGGACGACUAGUACAUAGCGAGAAAUUUUAAGUGCAAAUAAAAACAAUGACGACAGCCAAAUGGAUUUGGCGCUUGGCGCUGAGCAUCUUGCUGGUCCUUGGCCUCGUGGCUGCGGAAAAGCCGAAAGGCUAUCACCGGGAAAUUUGCCAGUAUCGUAAGGGCCUACAUAUCCAAUCAAUGAGCGCUUAUCACAAUCGCCUGAUGGCCGUGAGACAGCAAAUGCUAAUUAGAGCCAGUCUGCUGGAGCCCGAGAUCUAUGGAUAUAUACUGCCCUCCACCGAUGAGCAUCUCAACCAGGAGGUUGCAGAACGCGAUCAGCGCUUGCGAUACCUCUCCGGCUUCACGGGAAUCCGAGCCUUUGCAGCCGUAACCAGUCACGGAGCAGCCAUUUGGGUGGAGAACCGAUAUGCCCAGCAGGCGGAUGGGGAGCUCGAAUGCGACUGGGAGAUCUUCCUCACCAGCGGAAACGUAACGGUGGCCGAUUGGCUGGGAGGCCAUGUGCACGUCGACAAGCGCAUCGGUGCCGAUCCGCACCUGGUGCCCCAUUCCCAGUGGAUUCAGUGGGAGCGGGAGCUGGAGGAGAAGUUGCUAAAGCUGGUCAAGAUCAACAACAAUCUGAUCGAUCUUAUUUGGGGCUCCGAGCGACCGGAAACGCCCAAGCACCACGUGAUCAAGGUGCACCCCAAGCACUUUGCCGGCGAGAGCUGGCAGGACAAGGUCAAGGAGCUGAGGAGGCGACUGGCCCACCUGGGCUGCGAUGCUAUGGUGAUCACCUCGCUGACCGAGAUCGCCUAUCUGCUCAACAUCCGUGGCAACGACAUUCCCUACACGCCAGUGGUGAAGUCCUACGCCAUUGUCAGCCAGGAUGAUGUCUUCUUCUACGUGGACCAUGCCAAGAUCAGCUUGGGCAUAGACUUUCAUCUUCGCACGGACUGCUUCAAUGAGUAUUGUGUAAAGAUUAAGGAGUACAAUCAGGUUUGGAGCGACAUCCGUACCUACGCGCAGAAAUGGAAGCGAGUGCUGGUCUCGGCUCCUUGUGUCCAGGAACUGGGUGCCUCGGAGGCAAUCUACUCCUCGAUGCCGGGUAAAAUCGUCGUGUGGGAGAUCUCGCCCAUCAUCUUCAUGCGGGCGCAGAAGAACUCCGACGAGCAGGAGGGAAUGCGGAGGGCGCACAUCCGGGAUGGAGCCGCCAUUUGCACGGCCAUGAGCAACAUGGAAAACAGGUUCGGCACGGAGCAGUGGACCGAGGAGAAGAUCAAGUACGAGGUGGAGUUGUGGCGUCUGUCCCAGGAGCACGCUAAGAAUCUGGCGAUGAGGACCGUGGUGGCCUACGGCGAGCACUCCGCACUUCCAUAUUACAUAUCCAGCAACGUAACAGACAUCGAGGUAUCCGAUCAGAGUCUGCUGGUCAUCGAGUCCGGUGGUCAGUACCUGGACGGCACAACGGAUGUAUCGAGAACCUUUAUGUUUGGACAACCCACUCAGGAAAUGAAGAAGGCCUACACGAAUGUGCUGGCUGGCAUUCUGCACCUCACACAACUCAAGUUUCCCUCGGAUCUGAAGCCCUCGGAAGUGGACGCCCUGGUGCGCAGCAUGGUGUGGAAGGACAUGACGGACUUUCCGCAGGCAACGGGGCAUGGCAUUGGCUCCUUCAGUUCCGUGGAAGAACCUCCCAUUUCGGUUGCCUAUGGCAAGAACAGCAGCUUCCACUUCAAACAGGGCUACUUCUUCUCCAGCGAAUCCGGCUACUACAAGCGCAAUGACUUCGGCGUCCGUCUGAAGAACGUGCUCGAGGUGGUGGACACCGGACACACGCAUCCCAGCGGAGCACACUUCCUUGCAUUCCAGGACGUCACGAUGGUGCCGUACGAGCCCAAGUUGAUCGACAGCACGCUCCUGAGUGCCGCGGAAAAGCGGCUCCUCAACGAGUACAACGCGAAGAUCAGGAACGAUGUUGGCGGGGAGCUGAAGCGAGUGGGGGACAUGCAGGGCUUCCACUGGAUGAUGACCAAGACGCGGCACAUCCGGGAGUAUUUGCCGGAGGACGAGUACCGAUCGGCGCUUAACGGAGCAAGUGGUGGACCCACCACGAGGUGUCUCAUAUUCAUGGGUCUUCUGAUCGUCCUAUCCGCCAUCCUCCCCACGCAAUCGUAGGGAACCGAAUUUCUUAGUGUACGCUUUCUGUAAUUAUGUAGAUUUAGAUAGCUAUGCAAAUUUAAAGAGAGAAUCUGGGACUAACACGAAAUCGAACCAAUUAAUAACCGCAACUGUUAGUAUUUUAGUAACGUCAUUUGGCAAUAAAUACAAUAUCACUCUGCCACCAAGUUCCCUGUUUAGGAAUAGGUUUUCACUUACACCAAAUACGUAAAAUGAAGUGUAUAAAAUCUUUAAUCGUAAUCGACCAAAAAUAUGUUAAACCUGUUUAUAUUAAUACGCAUUGUCUGUAUACUUAAGAAAUAACAUUGUAUAUUUUUCUAAAUAUAAUUUGGAAAGAA